This is a messenger RNA of Meleagris gallopavo (turkey), 3799 nucleotides long. Its product is annotated as potassium voltage-gated channel subfamily A member 5. Gene Ontology annotation, biological process: potassium ion transmembrane transport; action potential; protein homooligomerization. Gene Ontology annotation, cellular component: membrane; voltage-gated potassium channel complex; intercalated disc. NCBI's taxonomy places the organism in Eukaryota, Metazoa, Chordata, Aves, Galliformes, Phasianidae. Gene Ontology annotation, molecular function: delayed rectifier potassium channel activity; protein binding. The record is from RefSeq and is a predicted model, not a curated record.
UGUUAAGGGCGGGGAAAGGAGAGGAGCAAAGCAAAACAGAUCCCAUUCCUCUCUGUUCUCACUAGGCGGUGGGGGCAGGGGAAUGGGGUACGCACCAAGAGGAGCUCUGGAUUUCAUUUGAGAGGUGCCCCGGGAAUUCCAGCCGGAGACCUUCGCGACGCAAGGAAUACAUAUCCGCGCGGGGUCACACCAUGAUUCUCUCCGCUGCGAGCACAUAGUGGCUGGGUUGGGGCACGGGCGCGGUCAGUACUACCUCCGGGGCGGGGCGGUGCUGCGGCAGCCCGAUGCCGGGGGAGGCUGGCGCCGCCACCGCUGGGGAGAAGGGAUUCUCGCUGACGUCAAGCCAUCAGAAUGAUCGCUCAUUCAUAUCCGGGUCCCCGGCCGGAUUCCCCAGGCCGCGUUCGGCCGCGCUCGGUCGCAGACCACUGAGAGGGAGGCGGGCAGGGCAGGGCAGGGCAGGGCAGGGCAGGGCGGCCGCCCAUAAGUCCGGAGGUGGCUGGAGGCGGCGAGGCGGGAUGCACAGAAUGCCCGCCACCUCAGUGGAGCCCGCCUACUGCCGCUGCUGCCCAUGGAGGUCGCGCUGGUGACUCUGGAGAACGGCGGUGGCGGAGUCAUCUCGGCCGGCGAGGAUGCCACGGCCGGCGGUAGCACCAGGGCUCGGCGACAGCGCGAGCUACUCCGCACCGCGGGGUCCACGUCUGUUCCGAGACUGACCGACGGGAAGGAGGGUACCCCACCGGCCUCAUCGCCGCCACAGAUCGACGAGGAGCGGGAGAAGCCCCCGCCGGCCCUCCGAGGAGGCGGCGGGAGGCUCUGCAGCAGCAGUGAGGGCAGCAUCAACGUCCGGGUGGCGUCGGGACCCCAAUCGCAACCACAAACUCUGCACCCCCGGCCGGCUGCGGAAAUGGAUCUUCCGGAAGAUGGGAGUCACCACCGGGGCAUGACCAUGGCAACGGCCAGUGAGGAGGAGAUGAAGGCAGUGAGCUGGGGCGCCAUGCACCAUCAGCGGGUGCUAAUCAACAUCUCUGGGCUGCACUUCGAGACUCAGCUGGGCACCCUCAACCAGUUUCCUGACACACUGUUGGGAGAUCCUGAUAAGCGUAUGCAGUAUUUUGACCCGCUCCGCAAUGAAUACUUCUUUGACCGCAACCGGCCCAGCUUUGAUGGCAUCCUCUACUUCUACCAGUCUGGGGGCAAGCUCCGCCGACCUGUCAAUGUCUCCAUUGAUGUCUUUGCUGAUGAGAUCCGCUUCUACCAGCUGGGCAAGAAGGCCAUGGAGCGCUUCUGGGAGGAUGAGGGUUUCAUCAGAGAGCAGGAGAAGCCCCUUCCCCACAGUGAGUUUCAGCGCCAGGUCUGGCUCAUCUUUGAGUACCCUGAAAGUUCCAGCUCAGCUCGGGCCAUUGCCAUUGUCUCUGUGUUGGUGAUCCUUAUCUCCAUCAUCACCUUCUGCCUGGAAACUCUGCCUGAAUUCAGGGAUGAACGAGAGAUACCCAUGUCUUUGCCCCCACAAAGUGAGGGUUUGAACGCCACAGCUGGAGGCUCUCCACCCAUGCAGUCACCAAGUAGCCUCUCUGACCCCUUCUUCAUCAUCGAGACCACUUGUGUCAUCUGGUUCACCUUUGAGCUCCUUGUGCGUUUCUUCACCUGCCCCAGCAAGCCUGAGUUCUCCCGCAACAUCAUGAACAUCAUUGACAUCGUGGCCAUUAUCCCCUACUUCAUCACCCUGGGCACAGAAUUGGCCCAUGAGCAACAACAGCCUGGGAGUAGCAACAGCAAUGGGAGUGGAGGCCAGCAACAAGCCAUGUCCUUGGCCAUCCUGAGAGUCAUCCGCUUGGUCAGAGUCUUCAGGAUCUUCAAGCUUUCCAGGCACUCCAAGGGGUUGCAGAUUUUGGGACAGACUUUGAAAGCCAGCAUGAGAGAGCUGGGCCUUCUCAUCUUCUUUCUCUUCAUUGGAGUGAUCCUUUUCUCCAGUGCUGUCUACUUUGCUGAGGCUGAUGACUCUGAGUCUCAUUUCUCCAGCAUCCCUGAUGCUUUCUGGUGGGCUGUGGUGACCAUGACAACUGUGGGCUAUGGGGACAUGCGACCUAUUACUGUGGGGGGCAAGAUCGUGGGCUCCUUAUGUGCCAUCGCUGGUGUGCUCACCAUUGCCCUGCCUGUCCCUGUUAUUGUGUCCAAUUUCAAUUACUUCUACCACCGAGAAACUGACCAUGAGGAGCAAGCUAUGCUCAAAGAAGAACACAGCAGUGCUCAGGGCAGUGUAACUGGGGUAGAUGGAAAGAGAAGAUCCAGUAAAAACUCUCUGAACAAAUCUGUUGUGCACUUGGAAAAUAAUGAAGGGUUCAAAAGCAGCACCAGCCCUUUAGAGAAAAACAGUAUCAAAGCUAAAAGUAAUCUAGAUCUCAGAAGAUCACUGUAUGCCCUUUGUCUGGACAGCAGCAGGGAAACAGACCUGUAAGGAAAGGAGAGAACUGUAGUUAAAAGAUGCAGCAGAAUUUGUUGGUGUCAGAAACUUACCACUAUAUCUAUUAUUUUCCUACCAGUUGUUGUUUUGUUGCGUGGUUUUUCAUUUUUUAUUGUUGUUGUUGUUUUAAAUCAGGCUAUAUUUUAUAAUUUGAUCACUGUCCUGAGCAGUCCUCCAGAAAUAAAUGUUUUUAUGUUCUUUUUCCAUGACACAAAUGGCCAUCUGUUUUUAAAAUAGGUUAUGUAAACUAUUCUCCAUGAUGCAGGAGCUGGUAGAUUAUGAAAAUGUAAAAUCUAAUUUGUAGAAACUUUUAUUAGCAAAUCAUAGUUGGUUUCAAAUGGUCAUUUGUAAUCAAUACAUUUUCUGCAAAUUGUUAAAGAGCUGGAGGACGUGUGCAGAGAAUGAAUGAGUUUUGGAGUGGGAGGGAACAAUGUUUUGUACUGUACUUUCAAACUGAAAAUAUUCCAAUUUAUUUUGUAUCUAUAUAACUUUAUUUUUGGGUGAAAGGCAAUUUCUUAUUCCUGAGACGUAUCACUCCAUUAAAGCACUAGGAACAUUGGGAGAUCAGCACUUGUAGAGUUUUUCACUUGUGAUCACUACAGAUCUGGUUGUAUUCAUACUGUCUCGUAUGAAAAAUGCUUUAAGCACAGAAAUUUUUUAUUAUUGAUGAGAUAUUAGUUCCUUGUGAGCCUUAAAUUAUUAAAUAUUGUAGCUACGCUUCUUUAUAAAUAUUUUUAUUAAUCACCUUACAGUUUUAGAAUUUCUAAAUAUUCAGUCUUGUGCUUUCUGUCCUCCCCAAAAGAAGCACAUAUAUUAUAGUUUUAUAGUUUUGUUUUUGAGACUAAAAUAAAAAUAAAUAAUAAUAAAAAACAAAAACAACUGCCUGCUCUUACUAGAUUUGAUUCAAGUGCACAACAGAUCAAAACCAUUAGGUAGUGAAUAGCUAUGACAGUAGUAACACGUGAAAGUAGAAUAUAUAUUAUGUUUAUUCCACACUCCGGGUUACUUUGGCACAUACAUCAGUCACGUUCAUGUGUCUGUACAAUUUAUGUACCUAGUUCAUUGUUUUUAAUUACCAUAGACUGGAAACGGCAUCAACAGAGUCUGAUACGGCUGCCUUGCUACUUAAAUGUGGAUUAUACCUUGGACUUGGGCGGAAACCAUCACCUUUCACCAAAACACAUCUUUGUUUCUUUUAUUUCCAAACCAAAUCUUUCCAGUGCAGCAGAUUUUACAGUUAAGAUAUUUUUGUAAGACUAAUGACAAAUUACCUUCAUCCUGUUAAUGCAGCACUUUACAACUUACUAAUGAAGACUGACAAAAAGUUGCUUCCUUGAA